Molecule: messenger RNA, 703 nt
Organism: Spea bombifrons (plains spadefoot toad)
Lineage: Eukaryota; Metazoa; Chordata; Amphibia; Anura; Pelobatidae
Gene: RPS7
Product: ribosomal protein S7
Exons: 7
Coding region: 81-668 (195 amino acids)
Biological process (GO): translation; ribosomal small subunit biogenesis; rRNA processing
Cellular component (GO): ribosome; cytosolic small ribosomal subunit; small-subunit processome
Molecular function (GO): structural constituent of ribosome
Source: RefSeq, a predicted model, not a curated record
UUGCGUUCCACCGAGAUCUGGGCCGCUCUCGCGGGAUCUCGCCCUCUUCCUAGGCCGUCACUGAGAGAGGACGAAAGGCCAUGUUCAGUACAAGCGCCAAAAUCGUGAAGCCUAAUGGCGAAAAGCCCGACGAGUUUGAGUCGGGUAUCUCCCAGGCUCUCUUGGAGCUGGAGAUGAACUCUGACCUUAAAGCUCAACUGAGAGAGCUGAACAUCACAGCAGCAAAGGAAAUUGAAGUUGGUGGUGGAAGAAAAGCUAUCAUCAUCUUCGUUCCUGUUCCCCAACUGAGAUCUUUCCAGAAGAUUCAAGUGAGGCUGGUUCGUGAGCUUGAGAAGAAGUUUAGCGGCAAACACGUGGUCUUCAUUGCUCAGAGAAGGAUUCUGCCCAAGCCAACAAGAAAAAGCCGCACGAAAAACAAGCAGAAACGUCCCAGAAGCCGUACCCUUACUGCAGUGCAUGAUGCUAUCUUGGAAGACUUGGUCUUCCCAAGUGAAAUCGUGGGCAAGAGAAUCCGUGUAAAAUUGGACGGCAGCCGGCUUAUCAAGGUCCAUUUGGACAAAGCACAACAGAACAAUGUUGAACACAAGGUAGUGGAGACAUUUUCUGGUGUCUACAAGAAACUCACAGGCAAAGAUGUGGUUUUCGAAUUCCCAGAGUUCCAGCUGUAAAGUGCAACUGAAAUAAUAAAAAAUAUUCCUUGUUA